GAUCGUAGGCUUCUAUUUGUAAUUGUUUUUCGCUUUUAUAAACAUUUUGUUAUUUGUUCAUUUAUUCUACAUUAUAUCUUCGACCAAUUCAUUUAUCUUGUAAAUAUAUUAAUUUAAGUUCGCUAUAAAAAAUCAUAUUAUUCCCUUCGCGCUUUAACAAACAUUUUACUAGAUAUAAUCCCCGUAGGUUAUAUAUGUUGUUAUAAAAGCACUUAUUUAUAAAUGAAUUGAGAUAUUUUAAUUUGCACAUCUUUCACUAAUAUAAUAAUUUAAUAAUUUACUUUACCAUCAAACUUUAAAAUGGAUCUUCUUCAAUUGAGAAAUUUUCGAGACUUUCUUCUUGUAUAUAAUCAAAUAUCAGAGACUUGCUUCAAGAGAUGUGCCGAUACAUUCCUUACUAGAGAAAUAACUUCUAACGAGGAUUUAUGUAUAAAAAAUUGUACAGAGAAGCAUAUACAUGCAAAUCACAAAAUUAUGGAAUUAUAUAUGGAAAUUCAACCUAUUCUAGUUCGUAAAAGAAUAGAAGAAUUGAAUAAUCAAGCAGCAAUAAUGGCACAAUCAGAAGAUGAACAGAAAGUAGGAACAGCUAUAUCAUAAAUUAUAAUAAUAUGUUUAUUUCUAUAA
This is a messenger RNA of Vespula pensylvanica (western yellowjacket), 624 nucleotides long. RefSeq names its product mitochondrial import inner membrane translocase subunit Tim10 B-like. NCBI's taxonomy places the organism in Eukaryota, Metazoa, Arthropoda, Insecta, Hymenoptera, Vespidae. The record is from RefSeq and is a predicted model, not a curated record. Gene Ontology annotation, cellular component: mitochondrial intermembrane space chaperone complex. The coding region runs from base 301 to 597 and encodes 98 amino acids. The transcript is spliced from 3 exons.